GUUCUGAGGGUUUGGCCAGUGCCAGAUCCUGCUUUUGAGGAAAUAACUGCUGGUUUUUGUAAUCCUUUGAGCGUUUGUUCUUGUUUUUUUGUUUUCUUCUUUAAAAUAAGCUGUGAUCUACGCCUUUUAGGCUACACAUUAAUAUCGAACAAAAUAUUUAUUAAUACAAUUUAUACAAUGUAUUAAUAAAGCUAAAUAUAAUAAUAAUAAAUCAGACGGAAGUAAUAUAUUUAGAUAUUUUUGUAACUUUUAUUUAAAUUACACAGGGUGUUCAUGUCAAGCAUGCAGUAAAGUGCAUUUGCAUAGCAGAACACGUUAUUGAAAUGUAGGCGAUUAGUUAUAUAUAGGCUACUUUCACAUAGUCACUCCAGACCAGGUGUAGCGUGAUAGAAAUAAAAUAAAAAGGAGAGAGAAAGGAAUAAAAUAUGAUUGUGGAAAAUGAAGGACGAAUAUGCAAAUGACAUUCUUCAGGAUAAAACCAGCAGGGACAUCCACACCCCCGGAGAAGAGAGAUUCUCGUGACGAUGUGGAGGUUAACAUGUAUGGCAAUCCUCAUAUGCGUCAAAGAUUCUUUUUCUCAUUUGAACGUUUGUGGCCGUGCCCCUCUAUACCCCCGUGUUGUGGGUGGUACAGACACACAUGAGGGGGCGUGGCCAUGGAUGGUUAGUCUUCACAGCCCCAAAUAUAAAGGCCAUUUUUGCGGAGGUUCCCUCAUCAGCAGUGAAUGGGUGUUAUCUGCAGCUCACUGUUUCGCUAGGUUAGAAGCACAUGAUCACACAUUUCCACAGAUAUUAAACACUGCUCUUGUAAUAUUGUUGUUUUCUUCAUUCAGUGUCAACACGUUCAGCGUCUGUGUGUAUUUGGGAAGGAGGACACAGCAGGGCGAUCAUGGGCAUGAAGUCAGCAGAAGUGUCAGUACACUCCUCAUUCACCCGUCCUACAACAAUGACACAUACAACAAUGACAUCGCUCUCCUGCGUCUGUCCUCUUCUGUCAUCUUCACCAACUAUAUUAGACCCGUGUGUUUAGCUGCGGAAAACAGCAACUUCCCUUCCGGCACAAGCAGCUGGAUCACAGGCUGGGGACAAACUGCAUUUGGAGUGAAUUUGUUUUAUCCCGGGGCUCUGCAGGAGACUGUGGUUCCAGUGGUAAUUAAUUCUGAAUGUAAUAAUCUGCUGGGUGCCGACCUCAUUACAGACAACAUGAUGUGUGCUGGUUUACUGCAGGGAGGAAAUGACACCUGCCAGGGGGACUCUGGUGGUCCAAUGGUGAGUCAUCAGUGUUCAGUGUGGGUUCAGUCUGGUAUCAUCAGUAGGGGUCAUGACUGUGGUCAGCCCAGUGAACCUGGUGUGUACACCCGUGUGUCACAAUAUCAGCAAUGGAUCACCACCUCAAUUGGCCAGAACCUCCCAGGAUUCGUCGUCUUCAACCCCCUAAUCUCUUGCUCUUCUGCCAGCCAAGGUUGAGGUAUAGUCAUAUAAAACACGCUUAUCUGUACUUCCAGGAACUGCUAUGCCAGUACCCAGUGAUCAUCACAAACUGCACAAGUUCAAGAUUUGUUGAACAGGCAGUUUUCUCCAGGACUUACCAUAGUAGUUGUAGGUUGUGAACAUAAUGCAGUAUUUUAUCAACAAUGUUCUCUCAUCUCCUCACAGUUAAACACUAUUUUUUUUUUUUUUACCUUUUCUUCAUUUUGCAUAUAAUUUUACAUAUAUUAAGCACAGAUCUUACACAUAGAUGCAACUUUAUAUCAACAUAUAAAAUGACAGCAUGGAAAUUUCUAAUUCAUUCAAAUUAAAAUCAAUAAAAUCUGUGUAAAUAAAAAAUUCAGCAAGGACACAUUUGUCAGGUGACAGUAAAGACAAGUAAAAUGUUACAAAAUAA
Messenger RNA from Cyprinus carpio (common carp), 1884 nucleotides. RefSeq names its product serine protease 27-like. The transcript has 6 exons. Gene Ontology annotation, molecular function: serine-type endopeptidase activity. Bases 525 to 1466 code for a protein of 313 amino acids. The record is from RefSeq and is a predicted model, not a curated record. NCBI's taxonomy places the organism in Eukaryota, Metazoa, Chordata, Actinopteri, Cypriniformes, Cyprinidae. Gene Ontology annotation, biological process: proteolysis.